GGCCAGGAUGGUGAUUGGAAGCGGCAUAAGGGAGGGUUCCUCUGGAGUAUGUCAGCUGCUGCUGGUUUUGGUGAUGUGCGUGAGUGUCCAUCUUGUUAAGGCGUCCCCGUCCCAAGUCUCCAAGUCAGCCCUUAGGACAGGACUGCAAGAGCGAGCAACGGAUGUCAAUACGAUUGCCGAGUUGAAGCUGCAUCAUCUUUCGCAGCAGAGUGAUAAGAACAAGAGAUCUGCACAGGCCAGCUUAGCAAGAUCAGAUCUUGACAGCGUUGAUCCAGCUGCUGCUGUGAUGAGCGCGAUUUCUCCGCAGGACGCGCCCUCAGUCGAUGCAUCCGGGAAAGUCAUUGACAGUGGUCACAUUGGUGCUGAUGGGAAACGCACUGGUCAACUGGCAGAGCCACCUUCGUUCAUGUUCCCCAUCAUCCUCGCAGUUGCUGGCUCAGUGCUGAUGGUGGCAGUUUUUACAUACAUGUGCUUCUUCAGAGAGGAAAAGCCCAAGAAAAAGGGAGACACAUACUCGUGAUUCAGUCUUGAAUAUUCUUUCUGCUUUGUUCUAAUAUUCUUUCUGCGCUUUCCCCAAUGCAAUCUGUUUAUGUUUUCUUCAAGGAGCGCUAGCCUCUCAACAAUUGUUAGAUGCAUCAAGUAAGGAGGAUAUCCGAUUGCUGUAAGAUGAACUGGUAUUCUUAACAAGAAACUUUUGUAUUACAUGA
This is a messenger RNA of Guillardia theta CCMP2712, 707 nucleotides long. RefSeq lists its product as hypothetical. The transcript is spliced from 2 exons. The record is from RefSeq and is a predicted model, not a curated record. Bases 8 to 520 code for a protein of 170 amino acids. NCBI's taxonomy places the organism in Eukaryota, Cryptophyceae, Pyrenomonadales, Geminigeraceae.